Messenger RNA from Anopheles stephensi (Asian malaria mosquito), 844 nucleotides. RefSeq names its product probable endochitinase. The record is from RefSeq and is a predicted model, not a curated record. The transcript has a single exon. The coding region runs from base 139 to 780 and encodes 213 amino acids. Gene Ontology annotation, molecular function: chitin binding. Gene Ontology annotation, cellular component: extracellular region. NCBI's taxonomy places the organism in Eukaryota, Metazoa, Arthropoda, Insecta, Diptera, Culicidae.
UGUUUAUUGCAUCCUUGUCACCGCCAGACAGGCGAGCUGUUGAUUUUGUCUGGUCCAUUAUCUCCGCAGCGCCGUGGGACAAACGGUAUUUAAGCUUAAUUAAGGUGGCCCAUCGUACCAUACCCGAAUCUCAUCACGAUGAACAAAAAGCUGUGCAUUCUCCUCGUGCUAGUCGUUCUCUGUUCGGCCGCCUCGGCCGGCAAGAGCAAGGAAUCGUCGAAGGAAUCGUCGAAGGAAUCGUCGAAGGAAAAGUCCAAGGAAAAGUCUAAGGAAGAUUCCGGAUCGAAGGAAAACUCGAACGAAAGCUCCUCCACCGAAGCACCCGCUACGGAGGCACCAGCAACGACUACUGCCUCAGCCGCCGGUGACCGCUGUGCCGGACAACCCGAUGGCACCAUACUUCCAUCCCUGACCACCUGCGCCAACUUUGUCACCUGUCAGGGUGAGACCGAGACUGCUGAAGCUACCUGUGUGCCGAGCGGAACCAUCUUCGAUUCUGCGCGAGGCGUGUGCGACUACGAGGCCAAUGUAGCGUGCACGAUCGGUGAAGGUGAAACCACGACCGAAACGGCAACGAGCGCACCUGGACCGGAACCAACGGAAAACGAGCUGAAGGGUAUGUGCAAGGGUGUGAUCAUCGAUAUGAUUGCUCAUCCCGGUAACUGCAACAAGUUCGUCAUCUGUGUGCUGGGCAAACCAAACAUCCAGUCCUGUGGAAAGAACCAAGUCUUCUACGCAGACAUUAAGCUGUGUGCAUUUGGCGAUCCUAAGAAGUGUUGAACGCAGUUGUAGUCAUGCAGCGCCUUUCCAGUUAUUCAAUAAAACAAGCAUCUGUUAAAGCAAA